Molecule: messenger RNA, 795 nt
Organism: Stegastes partitus (bicolor damselfish)
Lineage: Eukaryota; Metazoa; Chordata; Actinopteri; Pomacentridae
Gene: nkx1-2a
Product: NK1 transcription factor related 2-like,a
Exons: 2
Coding region: 1-795 (264 amino acids)
Biological process (GO): regulation of transcription by RNA polymerase II; cell differentiation
Cellular component (GO): nucleus
Molecular function (GO): RNA polymerase II cis-regulatory region sequence-specific DNA binding; DNA-binding transcription factor activity, RNA polymerase II-specific
Source: RefSeq, a predicted model, not a curated record
AUGACGUCCAGUCAUAAAAUUUCCUUUUCUAUAAUUGACAUACUGGAUCCGAACAAAUUCAACAGCAAAAGGGUGAACGAACUUUCCAUCGUGAAGGAGAAGUUUCUUGUGCCAAAUGCAGAGAAAACAAGUUUGGAGUCGGACAGUGGUGCAGCGGGAGACUUCAGAGUUCAGCGCACAGAAGCAGGAGACGAGGCAGGAGAUGACCACUCUGCGCUCUCCCAGCACCCUGCGGUUGUCGGUGACCCCCUCCUGCUCUCCCCACCGCCCGACACAGAGCCCUGCCCCGCCGGGGAGCAGGACGACGGGGACCGGGAGUCAGCGGUGGCCCUGCAGGACCACUCGCCGCACAAGCGUCGCCGCCAGGACGCGGCCUGCGCCAAACCGCGGCGCGCCAGAACAGCGUUCACUUACGAACAACUGGUGGCUCUGGAAAACAAGUUCCGCGCAACUCGCUACUUGUCCGUGUGCGAGAGACUAAACCUGGCCCUGUCCUUAAGUUUGACCGAGACCCAGGUGAAAAUCUGGUUCCAGAACAGGAGGACCAAGUGGAAAAAGCAGAACCCCGGGGUGGACAGCACCUUGCAGCCCGGCUCCAACGCCCUGGUCAGCCCCAACCAGGCCACCUGUGGGUCGAGCUCCGCCAGCUUCCACCAAACUUUCUCCAACUUCAGCUCUGGGAAUGUGAUCUUCCACACGGCCGGUGGUGUUCCGCUUUCCACCACUGGAGGGCUCCUGCAUCCCUUCAUGUCCAAUGGAUUCGUCCAGCCGACCUAUUUCAAUCCUCAUCUAUGA